AUGACGAGCUUCACUAUCUCAGAUGGCCAACUCGAUGGAUUGAAAGACCAGGUAGCUGUCAUCACUGGACUUGCGACGCUCCGAAGGAUCAUUAAGCACGGGGGCAAGGUCUUUGCUAGCGACCUUACCCCCCUUCCUGAGCCCGAAGCAUCAUCUGUCCCUUUCUUGAAAGCCGACGUCACGUCCUGGAAAGAACAACUCGACGUCUUCAAAGCAGCAGAGCAGAAGUACGGAAAGAUCGACCAUGCCUUUGCGAAUGCAGGAAUAGGAAAAUCAACAAGCUUCUUGGAAGAAGACGUGGAUGAGAAUGGCGACCUGCUCCCGCCGAAGAUGAACACCAUCAACGUCAACUUGGUUGGCGUGAUGUACACGGUGAAACUGGCCAUACACUAUCUCAAGAAGAACCCGAAUGGUGGCAGCAUCGUCAUGACAGCGUCGGGUUCGAGCUUCGCGCGGCUCCCUGCUGAAGAUUACACCACGGCUAAACACGGUGUCCUCGGCCUCCUACGAGCUCUACAGCCCCAACUCCAUCCUAGACUCCCCAUCCGCAUCAACGCCGUCGCCCCGUCCUGGACCGACACAGCGAUCGUGCCGCGCGCCAUGAUCGCUGCACUAGGCGAUAGCAACGUGCAGUCGGCAGAUGUUGUUGCCCGUUCUGUCGGUGUGUUGAUGGCAGAGAAGGAGCGUCACGGAGAGCUGGUGUAUAGCGCGUUGGGCAAAUUCGUGGAGAUGGAAUAUGGAGAGGCGGGUUUCCAUGCGCUUACGAAGCCGAUGAUGGAACUUGCUGAGGGUGUAGCCGUCAAUGUUUGA
Alternaria rosae is the source of this 810-nucleotide messenger RNA. RefSeq lists its product as uncharacterized. The coding region runs from base 1 to 810 and encodes 269 amino acids. The record is from RefSeq and is a predicted model, not a curated record. Lineage: Eukaryota; Fungi; Ascomycota; Dothideomycetes; Pleosporales; Pleosporaceae. The transcript has 4 exons. Gene Ontology annotation, molecular function: oxidoreductase activity.